Daphnia carinata is the source of this 1778-nucleotide messenger RNA. Its product is annotated as methyl-CpG-binding domain protein 4-like. Bases 181 to 1461 code for a protein of 426 amino acids. The record is from RefSeq and is a predicted model, not a curated record. Gene Ontology annotation, cellular component: nucleus. Gene Ontology annotation, molecular function: catalytic activity; DNA binding. Gene Ontology annotation, biological process: DNA repair. The transcript has 3 exons. NCBI's taxonomy places the organism in Eukaryota, Metazoa, Arthropoda, Branchiopoda, Diplostraca, Daphniidae.
UCUAAUGUAGCGUCCCUUAAGACAGUUUGUGGUCUCUUGUCGUUUGUUUUGCAAAAACACUUCGAAUUUGUUCGGGUUUAUUCCUAUUUUAAAUCGCGUUUAAUUGCUUCUUCGCGUUGAAGUAUAAAAACUACCACACUCGUGGAUUUAGUCCUUGGUGUCCAUAAAUUUCAUCCCAAAAUGGGAAUGUUUACUGAGAGUCCUCUGUUUGAUGAUCCCAGCCUACCGACAGGUUGGUAUAGAAAAGUUGUCCAGCGUCAGACAGGAGCAACAGCAGGGCAAUGGGAUGUUUAUGUAUACAACCCUGAAGGGAAGAAGUUCCGUUCUCGUAAUGAACUACGGUCCCAUUUCAUCCAAAUUGGGUCUACCAUGAACUCUGAAGAUUUUGACUUUUCAGUUAAAGGGAAAGGUCAUCAUAAUAAAGGUAAGAGUCCUACCAAAAAGAGUGAAGCUGAAAAUAGCAAAGAAAAUCAGGUUACCAAAAAAAGCAUCACACCUGUCGGUAGAAAAAGUAAUACAUCUAAACCCAAUGUCACACCUAUUGAGAGACCAAAAAGAGAGUUAAGGAAACGUUUGCAUAGUAAACCUGAAGAAGAGUCAACUCCAAAGCAAGAAGAGGUAGACGUUCAUGAGGAAAUGGAAGAGAAAGAAGAGGUGAGCAAUGUAAAGUUGAAAGUAAAAGUGGGCUAUACGGCCACCGGAGCAAUGAUUCGGCCUUCGACGAAUGGUAGCCGGAAAAAGAAACGAAGAUUUAGAAACAUGCACGUAAAAAGGAAAAAAACUGACACGAAAACCGUUUCGAAGCCACCUGUAUCUUCUGCCAAGCGAGUCAGCCCUAUUGCAACAGUAGUUGUAAACGACGUUACGAAAGAGGAAUAUAAAAGUAUCGUGAGCCCAAGAACGAGAUUAACAAGUCAAAGAAAUAGAAAAGAUAAAGCGACAGAACCAGUGGCUGGCCCGUCCGGCUUGCAGAAAGUUAAGCGAAGUCCUCGUCGUAUUCUAAAGCGGAAAAUUGGAGGAGCUGUAGCAGUAGGUGAAGGUGCGAAUGAUUCCGAAGAGGACGAUGAUGAAGAUUUGGAUUAUGUGUGCAGUCUAUAUCCAAACAAACCAACUAUUGAUGUUGAAGACGCCGACAUGGAGACCGGUGUACCUGAACCAGCUGAAGAGGCUUGCGACCCGCUACAGAUCAACGAGGAAGACGUAAGAGCUGCAAACUGUGAAGCCAACCACACUGAGGAACUUCAUCCAUGUCUUCAAUCCUAUAGUGAACCGCCAGUGUCUGCUAACUGUGUCCCCGAGGCCAUUCUUUUUGCCUCAGCAGAAACGGACCCUGUAGAAACGACUAGCGCAGACACAAUUGCCCAGUCCAACGAAACUGAAGCUACCGACGAUCAUAUGCAAGUAGUCGUGAUUGGUGAUACGGUAGAUGUGCAUAAUUAUGCCAAACCUCACUCGCAGUAACCACAAAAUUUUCAGAAUUCUUUUAAAGCUGUGCAUUAGAAACACAGAUGUUUUAAUGACAACCAGGUUGAUUUUCAAGGACUUUCAUAUCUUCAUUCAUGUCACAGAAUCUGUGUUCACCUUCUCCCGUUUAUAUGACUUGACAUUUUAUUUUUUAUUUUUUUUUUACCUCUCGAUACAUUCUUGUCAGCCUUCCUUAAGUGUGGGAACACAAAUAAUAAUCUUUCUAACGAGUUUUCCAAAUAGCCCGACAAAAGACUUGUAUCCUCAUUCGCGUUUUUUUUCCUGUUAUGUACGCUAUCCAUUUUACAUUUUUU